Molecule: messenger RNA, 504 nt
Organism: Ostrinia furnacalis (Asian corn borer)
Lineage: Eukaryota; Metazoa; Arthropoda; Insecta; Lepidoptera; Crambidae
Product: formin-like protein 14
Exons: 1
Coding region: 1-504 (167 amino acids)
Source: RefSeq, a predicted model, not a curated record
AUGGGCGAGGAGUACGCGCGCUCCCCCUGCGAGCGCUUCCCGGCGGCGGGCGCGUUCAGCGUCGCGCCGCCGGAGCGGCUCAGCCCGCCGCCGCCCGCGCCGUUGCCGGACCGCUUCUCGGCGUCCCCGCGGCGGGUGCGCCGGUGCGCGGAGGCGGAGCGCGCGCGGCGGCCGCGCUAUGUGCCCCCGGCGGCGCACGUGCCCGUGGAGCGGUACGUGCCGCGGCCGCCGGCGCCGCUGCGACCGCCGCCGCCGGUGUACUGCGGCCUGGCGUGCCGGCCUCCAGCGCCGAGGAAGUGCUGCGGCCCCGCGUGCCGCGAGGACAUCGCGGGCUCGCCGCCGCCGACGCGCUACGUGGAGUACGUGGGCGCCGCCGCCGCCCGCCGGCUCGCGUGCACGCCGCCGCCGCCGCCGCCGCCUCAGCUGCAGCUGCCCUGCGAGCCUCAGGAGCCUCCUUGUUGCGUGCAAGCGCGCAGGAGACCACAGCCACCACAUGAUUGGUAA